UCCCAUCAUGGUGACAAUCAUAGCUGUUCUGGGUAAAUUUGCAGCCACUGCCAGUUUUUCCACAGUUUACGUUUACACGGCGGAAUUAUACCCCACCGUUCUGAGACAGAACGGUGUAGGUCUGAACUCUAUGUGUGCCCGCAUGGCGGGAAUCCUGGCCCCGCUGAUCAAGCUCCUGGUGGUCUACCAUCACACCAUCCCCAUGCUGAUAUAUGGCACCGUGCCCAUUGUAGCUGGGGGUCUUUGUGUACUACUUCCUGAAACUCUCAACGCUGAACUUCAAGACCACACUGAGCUCAUCUCUCAGUGGAGAGGUUUGCAGCAGAGCGUGGAAGCAGAUGGGAUGAAGAUCAGCACCUCCGAAUCUGAGGCCUUGGUCCUGAGUCGGUAA
This is a messenger RNA of Nematolebias whitei (Rio pearlfish), 391 nucleotides long. It is a transcript of the gene slc22a13b, whose product is annotated as solute carrier family 22 member 13b. The record is from RefSeq and is a predicted model, not a curated record. Gene Ontology annotation, molecular function: transmembrane transporter activity. The transcript is spliced from 3 exons. Bases 8 to 391 code for a protein of 127 amino acids. Lineage: Eukaryota; Metazoa; Chordata; Actinopteri; Cyprinodontiformes; Rivulidae.